This is a messenger RNA of Schistocerca americana (American grasshopper), 2594 nucleotides long. RefSeq names its product DNA polymerase iota (gene PolI). The coding region runs from base 479 to 2314 and encodes 611 amino acids. The transcript has 3 exons. Gene Ontology annotation, molecular function: DNA-directed DNA polymerase activity; damaged DNA binding. The record is from RefSeq and is a predicted model, not a curated record. Gene Ontology annotation, biological process: translesion synthesis. NCBI's taxonomy places the organism in Eukaryota, Metazoa, Arthropoda, Insecta, Orthoptera, Acrididae.
CACGGGGUCAGAGAUGAAUGGUUUGUCGGCUAGCUGUUAGACGGGCGGUUAUCAGCUAUUUUCAUUUUCUUCAGAUAUACGUUGGCUGUAAUUUAAAGUAAAAACUGUAUACGUUAAGUUCUAAAACCCAUAGAUUAUUUGAGUCAUAUAAACCAAUCUCACUUCAUCUAUUUUCCCGUUGACAAGGAACUAUGGUAGCCAGCAUGUAAUUGUUUUUCAUCCAAGGGUGAAGGGAACUUAAGGAGUGCGUUGAAGUUUGGUUAAGACUGUGUUUUAAUUGAAAGUGAACUGUACGUUCUUACAACAUUGCUUUGCUAAAGUUGUGAUACAAGUGAAAGACAAAUGAUGCCAUACUAAGUGGUGUGAGUUGUCACGGCUAUUUUAUUAGUUGCGAAAUGGGCCUUGGAUGUAACCUGUGGAAGAAUAUUCGUUAUACACCCCUAAUGGAAUUCUUCUGCUUAGCCUUAGUGUAACUGUUAUGGAUGAUUUUGGACAGCCUUUAGAGUUGGGUACACAAAAUGAUCACCGACGGACCAUUAUUCACAUUGAUAUAGAUUGUUUUUAUGCCCAAGUGGAGAUAUUGAAAAAUCCAUCACUGAAAGAUUUACCCGUUGGCAUACAACAAAAAAACAUAGUGGUUACCUGCAACUACAUAGCAAGAGAAUAUGGUGUUAAGAAGUGCAUGGAAGUCCGAGAAGCUCAGAGCCUGUGUCCACAGUUAGUGCUUGUUUGUGGAGAAGAUUUGCAUGAUUAUAGACAAAUGUCAUCCAAAGUAACAAACCUAUUACAGAAUUUCAGUACGCAGGUUGAGCGAUUAGGGUUAGAUGAAAAUUUUGUUGAUGUAAGCCACUUGGUAUCUCAGUCAGACUUUAAAACUGAGAGGGCAGCUGCAGAUGGGAAAAUAUUCAAAAAUAUAAUGGAUGAAUGUGAUUGUGGCUGCCAUGAACGCCUGUGUAUUGGUUCGCAUAUUGCAAGUAAAAUUAGGAAGCAAAUAAAAAGCGACUUGGGUUUAACCUGCUGUGCAGGAAUAUCGUACAACAAGUUAUUAUCAAAAUUGGUAUGCUCUGUUAAUAAGCCUGAUCAGCAAACAACCGUAUUUGCAUGCUGUGCCCUAGAUUUAGUGUCAGGUCUUCCAGGUUUGAGAUGUAUCCCAGGCAUAGGAUCCAGGUUAUGUGAAACCUUGCAAUCAGUAGACAUAACAUCAAUCAGUGACCUUCAGAACUGCAGCAUGGAGAAAUUAAGACGUGCGGUUGGUGUUGAUAAUGCUAUACGCUUGAAAAGGCUAAGCUUUGGUAUUGAUAAUUUACCUGUAAAACAGUCUGGUAAGCCACAUACAAUUAGCCUUGAGGAUGGUUGCCGAAAAGUAAAUUUGGAAUCAGAGGUGCGAAGUAAAUUUUCAGUGUUGCUGCAAAGACUUAUGGUCUUGUUAAAUGAAGAUGGACGGAUACCUUGUGCUGUUAAAGUAACUGUAAGAAAGUAUGACAGUGUCACAAAAGUGAGUCACAGGGAGAGCAAACAAUGUAAUAUACCUCCAUCAUUUUUUACUACUGCUAAUUGUGAACAGCUUUCAAGUGAUGUUACUGAAAAGUUAAUGAGUUCAGUCAUGCAGUUAUUUCACAAAAUGGUUAAUAUAUCCAAACCAUUUCAUCUGACUCUUGUUGGUGUAGGAUUUACCAAGUUUCAGGAGCGAAAGACGGGAAAAAGUUCCAUAGCUUCAUUCUUAAAAAAAGAUUUGUCUGUUCAGUCAGUUACAUCUUACAAGUAUCUAUCAGGGAUCGGUAAUGGAAUGGAGCAGUCACCUUCACAGCCAUUCCCAGUUCAUAGAUGCUUUCAUAACACAGAAAAAUCUGGCUCAGAAUCUGAACCAGAACCAUCACCAAAGAAAACAAGAAUAGAUUCUUGGGUUGCAAGAAGGAAGAGAACUGUGUGCAUGGAUGAUGACAGUGAUGAUGCAUCUCCUAGCAAGUUAAGAGUCUCGGAUAUUCAUCUGAAUUCAAGUGAUUCUGUUGAAGAAACUUCCUCAGAAGAAUUGCCUCACAAUAAAAUGGAGAAAAAAUUAGAUAGUGAUUAUUUGCAUUCUGUAUGUACAUUGGAAGAUGAUUGUGUGCAAGCUACGAAAAGAGACUUUCCUGUUGAAUGUAAGUGUCCAGAUGGUGUUGAUCAAUCAGUGUUCAGGGAACUGCCGUAUGAAAUGCAAAUGGAACUAGUUGAAUCUUGGAAUUAUAAAGCUAAGACUAAAGAAUUGAAAAGCAAUGUGAAAGGAAAUAAAAAUACAAUUUUGCAUUACUUCAUUCGAGAUAAGCAGGCUAGUUAAUUUCACAAGCUUAAUCAUGUCUGUAAUAAAUCAAAAUUAAAUAUUCAUAAAUCACACCUAUUUUCAAAGCAUUUACAUCUGCAUUUACCUCACUCAAAUUCACUGUACUGAAUGUGGAGGACAGGAAAUAUCCAGAGUAAUUUGUUUUUAUAGCUGUAAGCAUAAUGUACUUGGCCAGGGAGAAAACUGCUAACUUUCAGACACAUUGUUAUGAAAGCAAACUUCAUGCCUGAUUAAUCUCUCUAAUUAAAAGCAAUUACUAACUUCUUAUUAACUUAAA